Messenger RNA from Oncorhynchus kisutch (coho salmon), 6004 nucleotides. RefSeq names its product filamin-A-interacting protein 1. Lineage: Eukaryota; Metazoa; Chordata; Actinopteri; Salmoniformes; Salmonidae. The coding region runs from base 495 to 4358 and encodes 1287 amino acids. The record is from RefSeq and is a predicted model, not a curated record. The transcript is spliced from 6 exons.
GUGGAUAAGCGAGUAGAGAGAGAGAGAGAGCAUGAGAGAGGGAAGUAGGGAGAGUGGAUAAGCGAGUAGAGAGAGAGAGAGAGCAUGAGAGAGGGAAGUAGGGAGAGUGGAUAAGCGAGUAGAGAGAGAGAGAGAGCAUGAGAGAGGGAAGUAGGGAGAGUGGAUAAGCGAGUAGAGAGAGAGAGAGAGCAUGAGAGAGGGAAGUAGGGAGAGUGGAUAAGCGAGUAGAGAGAGAGAGAGAGGACUAGAUCCAACUCUCGUUGCUGUAGCAUUUCCUUCUUGACCUGGAAUCCUAGAGGAGGAGAAGUGAGAGAGCAGAGCUUGUCCAUGGUGAUGGCAUUCAUUCUGUAGCAGGGCAGCUGAACAGGAGUAGCAUUAAGAAGAGGUCUUCAGAGGACAUUCACAUACAGCAGGGCAGACUGAGUCACUCCUGUAGGAUUACCUUAAGCACCACUCCAAACCUAACCCUGGCGACCAGAAAGAACAGGUAGAGGAUGAGGUCCAAGAGCAGUGGGGUGGAGAGCCCAGCCAAUGGGGUACUCGGGGUUCCCCAGGCAACACAAGACAUCAACCAGGAAGAGGGUGUAAAUCUGCAUACAACCAUAAAGAGUCUGAAGGUCAAAGUUCAACCAAACAUUGAGGAGUUGGUGGAGGAGGUGGUGGUGGUCUCUGACAUAGAGAAGUCAACCGAGGACAGCUUAGGUACUAGUGACAAAAGACUGGGAAUCAUGGACCUUACUAAAAAGGACCUUCUGAGGCUGCUAGGGAUCAUGGAAGGUGAGGUUCAGGCGAGGGAGGAUGUUAUCUGUGUGCUGAAGACUGAGAGGACACGUCUGGAAGCUCUGAAGUCCCACUAUGGUUCUGCAGCUCCUACCACAGCCCUCCAGGCCCUACAGAGAGACAGCCUUCUCACCAAUACACAAACACACAUUGACAAUGUCUACCAGUGGCCAAUGGCUGAGCUGGACCGUCUGCAGGAAAAACACAAGGACACGUAUCGGCGCAUGCUGGAACAGCUUCUAUUGACUGAGAAGUGUCAUCGCUGCACCGUGCACGAGCUAGACAGCGAGAAGCAAAAGCAUGCUGACUACAUGAACAAGAGUGACGAAUUCACUAACCUAUUGGAGCAGGAGAGAGAGAGAUUGAAGAGGUUGCUGGAGAAUGAGAAAGCCUACCAGGUCCGUAAAGAGAAGGAGAACACCAAGCGUCUGGAGAAGGUGAGGGAGGAGCUGGUCAAACUGAAGUCCUUUGCCCUGAUGCUGGUGGAUGAGCGGCAACUCCACCUGGAGCAGAUGGACCAGCAGAGCCAGAGGGUCCAGGAGCUGACCCAGCAGCUGUCCCAGAGGGAGCAGGACCUGAGCAACGCCAGUGCCCGGGCCCAGGAGGACAGACUGAGGGCCCUGAGCUUGGAGGGCGAGCUGAGUGAGUGCCAGGCCAAGUUUACCCAGGAGCAGGAAGAGAUUACAGCCAAGCUGGCCAGCCAGGAGUCCCAGAACCGCCAGUUGGAUGUCAAGCUGUCUGGACUCACCCACAUGCUGGAGGAGCUGGAGGAGAGCAACAGGGCUCUGAGGAGAUCAGAGGAGGAGCGCAAUGGGGCUCUGAGGAGGUCAGAAGACAUGCUGGAGGAGAGCAACGGGGCUCUGAGGAGGUUAAAGGAGGAGCUGGAGGAGAGCAAAUGGGCUCUGGGGAAGUCAAAGGAGGAGCUGGAGGAGAGCAACGGGGCUCUGAGGACGUCAAAGGAGGAGCUGGACGAGCUGAGGGACAAGAUCAGCAAAAGGGAUUGUGGGAACUCUAACCUAAUGACUGAACUGGAGAGCCUCCGCAAACGGGUAUUUGAGAUGGAAGGGCAGGACGAGGAGAUCACCAAGGCAGAGGCCCAGUGCAGAGAGCUGAGGAAGAGGUUGCAGGAGGAAGAGAGCCGAGGGAAAGAACUCAAACUGCAAGUGGAGAAGCUCCAGAAGAGAAUGGUGGAACUGGAGAGACUAGAGGGGGCGUUCAAUGCCAGCAAGGCGGAGUGCUUCCAGUUACAUGCCACUGUGGAGAGAGAGAAGGACGUGUCAAAGGAGCUUGCCGACGAACUGGUGGCCGUUAAGAUACGCAUGAAAGAGAUGGAAUCCUCUGAGCUGAGACUGGAAAAGACUGAGCAGGGCCUUAAAGAUGACCUGGCAACGCUGAAAUCAUUCACUAUGGUAAUGGUUGAUGAGAAAAAUAAUAUGAUGGAGAGAAUGCUGUUAGAGGAGAAGAAGAGGGAUGAUCUGAGUAAGAUGUUCAAAGUGGAGCAGGUCAAGGUCAUGGAGGUGACUGAGAGAUUGAUAGAGGAGAGUAAAAAGCUCCUGAAGUUGAAAUCAGAUAUGGAGGCCAAGGUUGGGACCCUCACCAGAGAGAAAGGAGAGCUUAGCACUAAGCUCACAUGUGAAAUGGAAAAGAGCAAGGAUCUGAGCUCCAAAGUCAGCCAAAUGAACAAGAGGUCAGAUGGAUUGCAGGAGGCAGAAAAUAUAUCCACAAAUAACAUAGCAAAGAGGGAACUGGGAAGCUUGUCAGAUGGGAGUUCGAAAGAGGACAAUAGGGUGAAGGAGCUAACGUUUGAAAUAGAGAGGUUGAAAAACCGUCUCAAGCAGCUGGAGGUUGUGGAGGGAGAUUUGAUAAAGACAGAGGAUCAGUAUGACCUGCUGGAGAAAAAGUUAAUGACGGAGCAAGACAAGGCCAACAUUCUCUCCCAGCAGGUGGAGGAGAUGAGGAGUCAGAUCGCCAGGACUAAAGCAAUAGAGAAUGGAGAGGUGGAGAGCCAGGAGGCAGACCUACGACAGCGCUGCAGGACAGAGAACGCCAACACCAGAGACUUGCAGAAUGACAUGGUAGCCCUCAAGGAGAAGAUCCAUGAGCUGAUGCACAAAGAAGACCAGCUCUCUCAACUCCAAGUGGACUACUCUUUCCUCCAGCAGAGGUUCCUAGAGGAAGAGGAGAAGAAGAACAACAUGAGCAUUGAGGUCCUCCACCUCACCAAAGAGCUGGAGGUGACCAAGCGCCACAGCCGCGCUCUACGACCCAGUCUGAACGGGAGGAGGAUGGUGGACAUUGCCAUGGCGUCCACAGGAGUUCAGACUGAUGCGCUGGCCAAUGAGACGGCAGAAGAGGACACCCCAGCCGUGUUCAUCAGGAAGUCCGUCCAGGAAGAGAAUCACAUCAUGAGUAAUCUUCGACAGAAGGGUCUCAAGAAACCCACAGAGAAAGCUGGUGGUCAUGAACGCUACUCACCCUCUGUUGCCGCUGACCUCAGCAUGAAGAAGUCCUGGAUUCCCUGGAUGAGGAAGAGGGAAAUCAUCCCUCAGGGUGGUAAUCUGGACAAGUCUGUCCAUAUCAACAGUGAAUCCAUGCAUUCUGAUCUGGCCAUGUCCCAGAAGCAAGGGCAGCCUUUACGCAUCAGAGUGACCCCAGACCACGAGAACAGCACGGCUACCAUGGAGAUCAGCAGUCCUUCUACUGAGGACCUCUAUUCCAGCUCCAGCCUCAGCCUCAGUCCCACCCUGCAGGGCCACCAGAAACCUCGGAUCACUAUCAUUCCCACCCACACCGCCGCAGCUUCAAGGGGAAAAGCCAGUGCCGGGCCAGGGGGACCAGAGAGGUCCAAGUCCCCGGUCACUGUCACCACCAUCUCCAGGGCCAAGUCACCAGAGAUCAGCAAGGCCUCCUCCUCAUCAGGCAGGCCCAUAUCACCCAUAUCCAUCAUGACAGUUAGCGCUUCUAUGGUGUCCAACAUGUCCACCUCCCCAGAGCCCCAGGAGAUGACCAUGGGCCGGGCCGUGUUCAAGGUGACCCCUGAGAAACAGAUGGUCCCCACACCGAUCAGGAAGUACAAUUCCAAUGCCAGUAUCAUCACCACCACAGAGGACAACAAGAUUCACAUCCACCUGCACGGCUCCCAGUUCAAUAAGGGCCCCUCGGAGGGUCACAGCAACACAGGACCCAAGGUGGUGGUUAGGCCUGUCGGCAUGGCAACAGAGUGUAGCAGAGAGAUGAUGUUAUCCACAGGCACGGUGUUGCGCUCCCCUCGCCAUAGUGCCACUGCUGUCAAAACCACACCCAGUAAAGUGAUGAGCAGCAUCACCAUCACUGCAGUCACGUCCACCCCUGCCAGACCAACACAAGCUGUGCAUGAUGCCCACCCACCCCGGGCAGGGCUCACCCGUAUCCCCAUGUCCAAGGGCCUGAAGACAGGCAAAGCCAUGCUGGGAGCCCUGGGGAUGUCUGGAGGAAUGAGGCUGGAGCAGAGAGCAGAAAGCCAGUCCAUGAGGAUAGAGCUGAAGAAAUCUACAAUCAGCAGCACAACAGCCUUUCAAAAUGGAGGGAAAAGCUGUUAGAGCCAGAGACACGAACAGGGAACAGAAGUCAAACAAGCUGACAACCCAUAGUAAUGUUCUAUGGGUCAAAGGUGCUCAGUAUAGAGGCACCAUUAAAUGACCUGGAGACAGAGAGCGAGGGGGGAAUGUCAUUUGGCUCCUCUCUAUUGAGCAGGAGCCUGAGUUGAUCAUUGUGUUCUUGUCUAACUGAAAACAGUACACAUAUCUAAUAUAUUAUAUUUUUAGAAACUAUUUAUAUUCUGUUCUCAGUGUUUGUAAUGUGGAUGAAAUCAACUGAACUGCGUUGUUUGAUAACCGCUGACGUGUGCAUGUUGUAAGGGGAGAGGCCGUGUGUAUUGUCAGGUAGUUCUGCUAUUAACUGCUUCAUGUGCUCGUUAGGGGACUGCUUCACCUAGUGAGCUUUUCAUUAUGCAUUUUUGUACUGCAUUUAAUAUGGAGGCCAUAUCAUUUGGUUUGUACUGCAUUUAAUAUGGAGGCCAUAUCAUUUGGUUUGUACUGCAUUUAAUAUGGAGGCCAUAUCAUUUGGUUUGUACUGCAUUUAAUAUGGAGGCCAUAUCAUUUGGUUUGUACUGCAUUUAAUAUGGAGGCCAUAUCAUUUGGUUUGUACUGCAUUUAAUAUGGAGGCCAUAUCAUUUGGUUUGUACUGCAUUUAAUAUGGAGGCCAUAUCAUUUGGUUUGUACUGCAUUUAAUAUGGAGGCCAUAUCAUUUGGUUUGUACUGCAUUUAAUAUGGAGGCCAUAUCAUUUGGUUUGUACUGCAUUUAAUAUGGAGGCCAUAUCAUUUGGUUUGUACUGCAUUUAAUAUGGAGGCCAUAUCAUUUGGUUUGUACUGCAUUUAAUAUGGAGGCCAUAUCAUUUGGUUUGCAGCAAAUUAAAUGUGUCCUUUUUAUGUAAAGGUUUUUAAAUAACCAUAUUUUUUAAAGAUGACCUACAGAAUAUUGUUAUGAGAAUACAUGCAACAUUGAGUGGACAAUGUUAAUGUUCUCUAACAUUAUUUUGGAUGCAUUCUUUGGGCAAGGCAUCAGUUGAACCAGACUCACUAUAGUAAUUAAUUCAUCUCACAUUCAUUUACUGACUAGGCAGUGUUUGUAUUGACUUGCUGUGUGUUAUGAAAUUGGAAAAUAUAUCAAUUGGAAAAUAUAUCAAAACAAAUGGCCGUAUACAUCAAUGCUUCUGCUGUGAUACACUGGAGAGUCACAGUCAUCUUUCAGUUGUGGAGCGCUCACUUGCCAUAGAGCAAUUCAAAUCAACUCGUUUAACAAGCUGCCUGUGUCUACAAUCACCAACCAUGUGCCCUCUGAAUGAAAGAAUAAUAUUGUUUCUAAUUUGCUCAAUCGACCAAUGAGAGAAUCAAACCUGUGUCAUUAGAUGGGUUUGUUGUGAGUCAAAGGGUAACUAGCCUGACACCCCCCAUGGGAAAUGUAUGUAUAGAAAUAUAGGAAUUCAAAACGCGUCAAAAUAUAUUUUGUAAUGUCUAUGCCAUAAAUUAAAUAUCUCUACAUGUUUUAAAUGUGUAUAAAACAGACCUGCCUUUACAGUUUGUAACGUAACUCAAUGCACAAGCAAUGAGCAUUGUCAAUUAUAAUAGAACACAUUGAAUUAAUGUGAACAUGAUGAAACAAUUGAAAGAAACAUAAUUGUAAUACA